Molecule: messenger RNA, 570 nt
Organism: Protopolystoma xenopodis
Lineage: Eukaryota; Metazoa; Platyhelminthes; Monogenea; Polystomatidea; Polystomatidae
Source: the annotation of a GenBank genome assembly
CACUCGGAUGGUCUUUGCUGUAAAUUAGGUCCUCCAUGCCCACGUUCCUACAGUCCCCCAGUUCAGUUUCGUGAUUUCGAAGUCAACCGAGCCAGUAUUGUGCUAGGGCGCAGAUUAGGUCACGGCAGCUUUGGUGAGGUUUAUCUAGCUACUUGGAAUAAUUCCGUAAAUGUUGCCGUAAAGAAACGUCUUGCUACUACAGAUCGAGCAAGAUUUAUAGAUGAAGCUAAAGUGAUGCAUAAACUUCAUCAUCCCAGGAUCGUUCAGUUGCUUGGUGUUUGCACAGAGCCAGAAGAUGAGCCUGUAUAUAUAAUCACUGAACUCAUGGAAAAAGGAGCAUUGAAUGACUUUCUGCACACAGAAGAGGGUCAGGCCCUAACCCUAGAUGAUCUCAUAGAUAUGAUGGCUCAGAUCUCAUCGGGGAUGUCAUACCUUGAGGAGAACAAUUCUGUCCACAGAGACCUUCGUGCUGCUAACAUCCUUGUUGACAGAGAUAAUUCUGUUAAGGUUGCUGAUUUUGGCCUGGCUAAAAUAAUGAGCAAUCAAGACCGAGCCGACCGAACGAUUUAG